AUGACUGGCGGAGUCUUGUACCACUCCACUCAAAGAGACCCGAUCCAACUGCAUUAUCCACAACAGUUGAUAACAGAUUGGGCACCGGUCAACAGCUCCCUUUCUGGCCGGUCCGAAAAGGAACAGGCAAUGCCUUCGCCCUCGACCUCUUUGCUCUCUGCUACCGAAUCAAACUCUCAGCAAUCAUCUUACGACAUGCCUCAUUCACUCGUCAUGCCCCCGACAAAUUUUCAUCCCAUGCCUUACAAUGGCCCUGCAGAUCAUAUGCCUCCUUUCACUCCCACUAGGACUGGUAUGCCAGGACACGAGCAUUGGACACCCAUGAACGGCAUGUACGCCCCCCCUUUCCCCACUCCCGCCGGUAACGACCACUACUCACCAUACGGUCCUCCCGACGGCUAUCCCCUGACAUCCUCAGUUCUUCGACAUGAUGUCACCCCCCAGGCAGGCAACAACUACCAUGCCAUGCAACAUACUGGCCGUGCUAGCCAAAAGCGUAAAAGAGCGUCCGGUAGCGGUGGCGGUAAAAUUGGCUCGACCCGGAUUCUUCGGACACCACAGCGACCUUUAUUGCAGAUGGAGGAGGAGAGGACAGUCAAACGUCCCAGACAAGACGAUGUCAGCGUCACUAGUACUGCCCCAAGUCAACUACCCACACCACCAUCGCUUGGGCGAGACAUAUCCACCGUCAGUCUCCCCACACAUGUGCAACCCCCACCACCAAAUCCUUCACCACCGCCCACCUCGGAAUCAGAUGGCGAACCUGCGAGACGACAAAGUGUCACUAUAGCCCGACACAGAGAGCUUGGACGUCGAAUCAACUUGUCGAAUGACCAGGAGGGUAUCCAAGAGACUGAGACGUCUACUUUGCUCACUCUGCCCCCAAGAAAAAAGACGAUCCCCUCGUUGGCAAUCGACGCCACCGGUCAUGCCCAAGUGGCUACGGACGAAGUGCUGGAGAGUGAAUUGGCUUGGCUCAGCGGACCUUCCACCUCAACUAUAGGAGGCUCUUCCCAGCUCCGGACGCCGGCCAUGACAAGUAGAGCUUCCUUGCCUGAAGAAGUAGAUGACACUCCUCGUACGAAAGAAUACAAAGUGGUACGACGGUUGCAGCGGUUCUCGACGGACGUCAAGCUGGAUGAACCAAUGGUCAGCACCCGUAUCAGCAACGUUGGAAGGGUGGCGUUGAGGAAAGAUGCCGCUAUCAGGUUCAUCGGCCUGUUGGAUGGUCCCGAAAUAUAUGAGGAAACGCGACAGGAGGAAGAGGAUCGUUGGAUUGAAUCGAGUAAAUCAAAUCGGACCAGAGUCAUCAUCCGUCCCGACUGGCCUGAUCACGAGGCUCCUUGGGCUCUGGCUGGCGGACGAGGGAUGACUCGGUUACGUCGUGAGGCUCUGGAAAAGGCUGAAUUGAUCCGACGCUAUCUCGAGUCUAUGAGCGACGAGGAUUCCGACGAAGACAGAGAAGAUAUGAUUCCUUUGGAACCCAACUCGAAAGCUGAAGCUGUCUCGACAUACAUUUCCCGCGCACAAGCAUUGAUCAAUCAACGUCGACGCAAGAGACCCGUAAUCGAAGCCGAUGCCAGAUCUGCUUUACUAGUGAGUCUACGCCAACGGACCAUGGAGUAUGAACCCGGUGGUCCGAUCGAUUGCAGAUGUGGUGACCCCUCGACGUCGGAAAAAGGGAAGAUUAUAUCGUGCGAUGGAUGUGGAUCAUGGCAUCAUCUAUCAUGUCAAGGGAUAACCGACGAAUUGUCUCUACGAGGAUAUUGGUCUUGUCCUCGCUGUGUCCAUCAUAUCCUCGCUUUACAAAGAACCAUCAUGGCGACCGACUCUGGUUCAUCCUCCUCGACAUAUCGUGAAAGAGGUCCUCUAGCUUUUCAUACUCGAUCUGCCAAUGUGGCAUUAGCACCUUCUCCCAUGUUUGCCAUGGCACCCACUACGACAUUCCGAACUCCUGUGGCUAGAGAAAUCUCCUCCCCUCGCCGCCCACAUCGUUCGAGGGUUUUGUCAUACGAGCAUGCGGAUUAUUUCACAUUCCCAGAAGAUACACCUGGCAAUGGACCUCCUUCAACACCAGCACCCAUCAGACCCAAUCGUCAUUCGACACCGCGACACGAUGAUGCUUUCGAUGUCACUUCGACACCAAGUAGACAUAUCGAUUUCAACUUGGGCGGACCAUCGUUGUUCUCACUCACACCAUUAGGCGGGAAAGGAAGGGUGGCAUCGGGUGCGGUCGAGACACCUAUCAGGAGAAGUUUAGCUCAUGGGAUUAUGGGAUCUGAACCGAGUGAAUUUUUCAGAGAGUUGAACAGAGGUUCGGGGAUAGAAGGCGUCGGAAUUGGUUCGGGGAUAGGGAUGUCACCACAAUCGAGAUGGCCUCAUACACUCAUGGGAACUCAUACUCUCACACCAUCACCGUUCGGUCACAAGAGGAGUUUAUCAGGUAAUGCGGGUAGGUUGAGCAGUAUACGAUCCAGUUCGAGAUCGGGGUUGGGGAUGGCUUUUGAAGAACAUGAUGAUUAG
This is a messenger RNA of Tremella mesenterica DSM 1558, 2523 nucleotides long. RefSeq lists its product as uncharacterized. The record is from RefSeq and is a predicted model, not a curated record. The transcript has 2 exons. The coding region runs from base 1 to 2523 and encodes 840 amino acids. NCBI's taxonomy places the organism in Eukaryota, Fungi, Basidiomycota, Tremellomycetes, Tremellales, Tremellaceae.